Molecule: messenger RNA, 1794 nt
Organism: Pieris rapae (cabbage white)
Lineage: Eukaryota; Metazoa; Arthropoda; Insecta; Lepidoptera; Pieridae
Product: phosphatidylinositol N-acetylglucosaminyltransferase subunit H
Exons: 4
Coding region: 282-893 (203 amino acids)
Biological process (GO): GPI anchor biosynthetic process
Cellular component (GO): glycosylphosphatidylinositol-N-acetylglucosaminyltransferase (GPI-GnT) complex
Source: RefSeq, a predicted model, not a curated record
AUGGUCGAUUGGAAAAUCAUCAAAAGGACUUGGAGUUGGGACGCUAAAUUUGUAUUGUUUACGAAUAAGCUCGAUGAAAGAACGCACACAAUACAAUCACUUUUCUUACACCUAUAUCGAACUGCAUUUUUCCUUUUUGGUUUAGGUAGAACUUUUUAUAUAUUCAGGACCUGGAAAAAUUUAGGUUUUCAAGAGCUUAUGUUCAAUUAUUUAUUGUGAGUUAGAAAAACAGAGUAAGGAUUGCAGCUUUCUUGUAUCAAAUUGAACUUAUAAGUUAAGAAAUGACAAUCAACAAACAAAUUAUCAAUAGUGAAAAUGUGAACGGCUUCAACAUUACACUAAAAGUGGAAAAACGUAAUAAUUAUCCAACUUCUCAGCGCUAUGUAAUAUCAUAUAAAAAUAAGGAACAAAAGUCAUCAUUAUGGUCAAAGAAGUCCCUUAUAUGUGCAAUUAUUUUCAAUAUUUUAGCCAUGAGCUAUAUUCGUAUAAGUUUUACAGCAACUUCGAUUAUUAUUAUUGUGAUGUCAUUCCUUAUAUUUUUCUGGGUUACACACACCGUACAGUCAGAAACACUUCUAGUUAUUCCGACUGUGGGUAUACAGACGUCAGUGAAGUAUGUUGUAGGUAGAGAAGAUAAUUAUGUUUCUUGGGAUAACAUUGAUGAUGUCAUUAUUAAUGAAGUAAUUAAAUUUAAUAGAGUUCUUUACUUUCUCACAAUUUUAGUAAAGAGUAGUAACCAGGCGGAACAAAUUAAAUUAAUGCCAUUAUUUAAGUACACAAAACCAAGGCUUAUGAUGCUGGAAGUGAUUUAUUCUGAAAUACAAUCAUUAUUAUUAGACUCAAGAAAAGAAACCAAUGAGUUUAGGGAUGGGCAAGGUUCUGGAGAUAAAUAGAUAAAAGUAAAACAAUUGAACUUUGUAAAAUAAAGCGUGAAAUAUGUAUUUAGAAUAAUGUUGCAGAAAAGCUUAGAUUAAAUAAGUAGAGAUGUGCUGAUAAGGUUAGUAUGAAUGUAAUUUAUAAAAAAAAAUAGAGUAACUGAUUGAUGUUUUGCAAUAUUUGUCAUAAAUCGUUAGAAAAAUAUUAAUGAAAGGAUGUUCUUAUUGUUUUGAAUUGUCUAUUCAUUUGUAAUGAAGAAACCAAAAACAACUUGACUGAUCAGCUUUGAAUUCAUAAUUACAAAUUGUAUGAGUUAUGAAUUCAUAAUUAAAACAGCUGUAACAAUUGUAUUACAUAUUUUACAAUUGUUACAGCUGUUUUAGCAAAUAUUUUGAACAAAUAUGAUGUUUAAAUAAUUAUUAUAAAAUUAAUUCACUCAAUUUUUCUUCUAAAUAGAAUAUAGUCAAUAUUCUUUAGUAUAUGUGAAUAUUUAAUGUAAUUGUAUAAAGUAUUUGAGUAUUGUGAAAUCAAUAUAAUAUACAUAUAUUAUUUAUUAUAUUUUAGUUGCCUUUUUAAAAGUAGAAUGAUAAAACAAUGUAAAUAAAAAUCAUUUGACAUCUGUGGCCUGGUGCAGGUAAAAUGCUUAAAAUAUUUGUCAAUUGUUUUUUGUCCAGAAAGAAUGCUGGUGUACCUAUAUGAAAGAAAGAAAAAAUAUUUUUAUUUUGUAUUGUGAUUAGUUUACAAUUUUUAAUUGUGAUUGUUAAGACUGGAUUCAACUGAUUCAUGUUUCAAAAUAUAACCACAGCUUGUCUUGUUAAGCUAAAAAUAGUCCAUGCAUAAAAUGUAGCUUUUGUAAAAUAUAAUAUAGAUAAGCAUUUAUUAAGUAUCAUUAUGACAUUAAACAGAUUUUCUUUGAUA